CUCCAGGGCAACAGAGAGAACAACGCAGUGCUAAGGGCAGAGGCAGCUGUCAGAGAGCACCAGCAGCUCUGGGCUGCAGGGGGUGAGAGAGGACACAGCAGUACUAAAGAGCAGUGGCACAUACUGCAGUUAGUCCAGGGUGCCACAAUGUCCUCCCAGGAUGUGAAAGCCGAGAUACAGGACAUGGGACAAAAACUUCUGAUGAAAUUACAGCAAUUACCGCAGGCAGACACUUUGGAGAUUGUUUCAUUCACCAUCGUCAUCAUCUUUAUUGCUGUGGUUCUGCUAAUGGCAAUCUUGGGAUGUUCUUUCUGCUGCUGCGCCAAGCAUCGUGUCACCAGGGUGCAGCCCAAAACUGAGUUGUAACAGUGAACAAAGAGUCCAUGUCUGUGUGAUUUUUCCAUUUGAUGCCAGUUACCAUAAGGACAAAAAAUUAGAGUGACACGAGAAAGCAGUAAACUUUUUUUACAUUUUUUUAUUGUAACGGAUUAGCUGUAGAGGACUACCGUAAUAAGCAUCGAACAAAUAUAUCAAAAGUCAAAACUGUAUUUCUCUAUGGAAGUAGACAGAGAAUUUGAUAGACAACAAAACUCACCUACUGGCACCAAAUAUGGCAUAUUUACAUGAAAAAUUUCAGAACUAUAUGAUACUCGGGAAAAAGACAAUUAUCACCAAAUUGAGACUAUGAUAUGGAUGCAAACAAAAACAAAGCAAACCUACGCUGUAAACUUUGAUGUAUAUUGUGUUAUUUUUUAGAAAGUGAAGAAAAGGGCGCCCUACUAGUGUCUAAUAAAAUUAUAGAGCUGAUGUGAUUGAGAACAGGAUACUACUUAUCUGUCAUAAAUAGACUUUUGCUUCAGUCAUAGGACCAGUACAGGUACAUGAAAAAAGAAGAACAAAAUAACAUAGCGCGUACUGUUUUUACGCAAUCACAAUCUACAGAUCAUAUAAACCAAUUGUGUGUUAAAAAACUUUCUGGGUAAAGGUAAAUCCCACAAAUUUUAAAAUCCACAGCCAGGGAUUUUGUUUCAAAAGUUUUUCACCAUAAAACACACAUAAAACAUAAAGGUAGAAGUAUAAAAUAUACAGUUUUCAAUCUAUAGAUAAAAUGGACCAAUUAUGUGUUUAAAACUUUCUGGGUAUAUGCAAGUCCCAAAAAUUUGAAAUCCACAGCCAGGGAUUUUUUAAAAGUUUUUUCACAAAAUUUAAUAAAACACAUAAAACAUGAAAGGUAGAAGUAAUGCGAGCGUACAAGAUAAAAUUGAAUGACAAGCUUAUCUGUCCAUAUUAGGACUGGGAUACAUCAGAUCUUUCGUAAGCAUCCAAGAUAAAUAGUAAAAUUUCAAACGUACAAAAAUUAAAUAUUAAAACAGCUUAUCUGCCCAUAAGGGAAGUUCAGGUGCAUCAGUCCCAACGCGUUUCGUCCUUAAUUAGACUUCAUCAUGGGGAUAAGGUCAGUAAGCAAAGAUGCUCUAUUUAUACCUGAAGAGAGAGUGAGAACCCAGCACAUGGCCAGGUAAUUGAUGACAUCACUUCCUGUUAGGUGAUGUCGAAUUUUGACAAUGGGAGACAGUUUAAUUAUACUCUCAGGCGUGGUGGCUACAUAUUGUAUGUAUAGAGGGCACAAACAAGUGAUAGGCAGGGAAAUUGUAAUGUAAAACGAAGCUUAAAAGCUUCGUAUGGCGUUGUGCAGCGCGGUGGAACGCACGCUGGAACGCACAGCUAGUUCCUGGCGUGGUCCGCCGCGCGUCACUUCCGGUUUUGCGGAAGGUACUUCCGCCGGCCGGUGGAACGCACUGUGGAACGCAUCGUCAUCUCCGUGACGAUGCGCUCUGCACAGCGGAGCUUGUCAGCAGUGAUCAACUGCUGCUUCAGUAAUCAGUGAAACAAGGGGGGCAGUGACGAGGGAUGGCAGUGGACAAACUAUUUAGUAUAUAUAAGUACAUGUGUAUAUAGGAACAUAUCCGGAUUAAAAAUAGAGAUAAAGAAAAUAAAUAAAAAUAAAAAUAAAUAUAAAUGUAAAUAUAAAAUAAAAAUAUAUUAAUGAAAAUAAACAUAAAAAAUACAAAGAUAUAUAUAUAUAUAUAUAUAUAUAUAUAUAAAAGACAUAUAUAUAUAAAAUAGUGAUAUAGUUCUUUCUCCAUAUAUAGAGGUAUGUCCCAUCUUAGUAAGUUUUUAUCAUAAAGUCCGUAGUGGUUCACACGUAGUGCUCGUGAAGUUAAAAACGUCCAAAAUAAAGCUGGAUAGAGCCGGUUUUUCGCCAAAAGGCUGGAAUAUUAGAAGGAUAAAAAAUUUAUAUUACACGAUGGCUAGGGAUAAUUAGGAAUAGGUGUAGUAUAACAUACAGAGAUAUGAGAUGUGCAAUUGAGUUGCAGGUGAUUAAAUUGACUCAAGGUCAUAAUGAAGGAAGGUGCGAUAAUAUAGUGCAAUUGUGGUCAUAAUAUAUUACUAUUUUGUGUUAAAAAGUAUAGGUGAUGAGUCUUUUAUAAAAAAGGGGCGAUUUCAAAUGCUUCGUUGAAGCCCAGCGGUGCCAUAGUUUGCAGUUCAAAGAUCCAGAACAUCUCUCUUUUCGAUAAUUUGUUCAAUAUAUCUCCUCCUCUUUCUCCUGAUUUAAUUUGCUCGAUGGCUUUGAAUGUCAGAUCUUCGGGAUUGGAUUUGUGUUUUUCCUUAAAAUGUUUGGAAACAACGUGAUUCUCAACCUUAUUUUUUAUAUUUCGGACAUGUUCCUGUAGUCGAAUUUUAAGUAGUCUUUUCGUUUUGCCCACAUAUUUUAGGCCACAUGUGCAUUCUAAAAGAUAUAUGACCAUGGUUGAGUUACAGUUCAUGAAGUCUUUGAUUAAAUAUUCUUUCGAGUUGUUAUGAUUGGAGAAGUGUCUUCUAACCGGAUGUACAAACUUGCACAUGUUGCAGUUUCCACAUUUAUAAUUUCCUUUGCACUUAGGCAUCCCGAUUUUGUUUGUAGGCUCUUCUUUUUUCAAGAGACUUGGGGCUAAGAUGUCUUUGAGACUUUUGGUCUUUCUAAAGACA
Messenger RNA from Pseudophryne corroboree (corroboree frog), 3027 nucleotides. RefSeq names its product small integral membrane protein 5 (gene SMIM5). The coding region runs from base 148 to 366 and encodes 72 amino acids. The transcript has 3 exons. Lineage: Eukaryota; Metazoa; Chordata; Amphibia; Anura; Myobatrachidae. The record is from RefSeq and is a predicted model, not a curated record.